AUGGAACCAGACGUGACUGUCAAUGGGACUUACACUGUUAAUGGCAUACAUCCCUGCUAUGAAUCUGCUAAUACAAGUUAUGUAUUUACAAGCAACCCUUCCAUAGUAUGUGUAUUAGUAUAUAUUUUCCUUGGUAUACUAUCUGUCGCCACAAUAUGUGGAAACCUUCUUGUCAUAAUCUCCAUCAUUUACUUCAAAGAGCUCCAUACUCCUACAAACUACCUUAUUCUGUCUCUGGGUGUGGCUGACCUGCUUGUAGGAGUUUUAGUUUUUCCUUUUAGCAUGGCAUUCACUGUAAGCUCAUGUAUGUAUCAUGAACAUGUAUUAUGUAAAAUACGAGACAGCUUUGAUGUAUCACUGUGUACAUCUUCUAUUCUAAACUUGUGUUGUAUUUCUAUUGACAGAUAUUAUGCUGUGUGUCAGCCUCUUACCUAUAGAACUAAAAUAAAUGUUCACGUAACUGUGGUUAUGAUCCUUGUGACUUGGGGGGUUUCUGUUCUAAUUGGAAUUGGCAUCAUAAUUGCAGGAUUCAGCCAAGGAGCAUGUGAAGGGAUGUGCUCGGUUGAUGUUGUAAUGGCAAACACUAUUGGACCUGUUCUCUCAUUUUACCUCCCAGCGAUCAUAAUGCUCUGUAUCUACCUGAAGAUUUUCCUUGUUGCUAAGAAACAGGUGAACAGCAUCCAGAACACAACGUGUCAGAGCACAAAGUCUGGAGCAACUGUCAGUAAGAUGGAGAGAAAGGCUACCAAAACUCUGGCUAUAGUAAUGGGAGUUUUUCUUUUAUGUUUGACUCCUUAUUUUCUUUGUAUUGUCUUUCAGCCUUUAUCUUAUAAUCCUCCACCAGUUGCUGUGAUUGAAACCCUCAACUGGCUUACACUAUCAAAUUCAACGCUCAAUCCCUUUAUUUAUGCUUUCUUUUACAGCUGGUUCAGAUCAGCUUUCAAAAUGAUAAUUUCAGGAAAAAUAUUUCAAGGUGAUUUUGCAAACUCAAAAUUGUUUUGA
Perca fluviatilis (European perch) is the source of this 1002-nucleotide messenger RNA. Its product is annotated as trace amine-associated receptor 1-like. NCBI's taxonomy places the organism in Eukaryota, Metazoa, Chordata, Actinopteri, Perciformes, Percidae. The record is from RefSeq and is a predicted model, not a curated record. The transcript has a single exon. Gene Ontology annotation, biological process: G protein-coupled receptor signaling pathway. Bases 1 to 1002 code for a protein of 333 amino acids. Gene Ontology annotation, cellular component: membrane. Gene Ontology annotation, molecular function: trace-amine receptor activity.